UUGCUGGGAUACUGCGUGAGAUCAGCACGAUGCAAAUCUGUGCUGUAGGUGGGGGAAGAUGGCAUGGCAAUUCAACGAGUGCACCUAUGAAACGAGAGGAUCAUGGGGCACACGAAGAAGAAAACCUAUCAAUGGACAUUUACGAGGAGUGCGCGACCCAGCUUCAGAAUGAGCUGCAUGAAGAGUAUGUGAAGGAAGAGGUGUCCAAUGCUUUGAUCAGGGACAUAACGGUGAGAGCGUCGCAAAGGAUCGCGUAUGUAAUAGACAGUGAUAGCAGCGAAGAUCUUGUGCAUGAAAUUUGGUCCGAUCCCGAGCACGAAGAGCUGGUCGAGAUUGACAGAAGGCUAAGGGAGGAGGAACAACAGAAGGAAUCCAUUGAGCAGCAACAGAAAGAUGCAGAACUUGCAAAACUCUGCCAGCUAGAGGAGGAACGGGUGACAGUUGAGCAGGUACACCGGGAUAAUGGGCUUGCUCAUAUGUACCAGGCACUUUACAACCAUAACGCCACAGACGAGCAGGUAAGGGAGGCAACGGCGUUGUCUGCUGGUGAAGCACAAGUGCAUGCUACUGGUGGUGGGGCGGCGACAUUGAUAGAGCGAACAACAGGUAGUAUGGUGUAAUUAACAAUGUGCUACAUACAUGACUGAGAACUACAGAUAUUCAUUGGUUCGAGACAUGCAGGAGUUCAAACCAGGUUGGAUGAUUUCUACAACUGUGAGCCUGGC
Triticum aestivum (bread wheat) is the source of this 725-nucleotide messenger RNA. RefSeq lists its product as uncharacterized. The coding region runs from base 30 to 620 and encodes 196 amino acids. Lineage: Eukaryota; Viridiplantae; Streptophyta; Magnoliopsida; Poales; Poaceae. The record is from RefSeq and is a predicted model, not a curated record. The transcript has 3 exons.